Messenger RNA from Westerdykella ornata, 3846 nucleotides. RefSeq lists its product as uncharacterized. Gene Ontology annotation, biological process: DNA-templated transcription; regulation of DNA-templated transcription. NCBI's taxonomy places the organism in Eukaryota, Fungi, Ascomycota, Dothideomycetes, Pleosporales, Sporormiaceae. The record is from RefSeq and is a predicted model, not a curated record. Bases 1 to 3846 code for a protein of 1281 amino acids. The transcript is spliced from 9 exons. Gene Ontology annotation, molecular function: zinc ion binding; DNA binding; DNA-binding transcription factor activity, RNA polymerase II-specific.
AUGGCGCAACCACUCACUUUCAUGGACCUCUCUGUAGAGAUCAAGACGAACAUCGUUCAACAUAUCCUCCGACCUACAGACCUCAGAAACCUCGCCCUUGUUUGCAAGCAGCUGCACGAGAUUGCUGUCCGCGAACUAUACUACGAAGUCGAGCUCGACCUUGGCUCCCCCAACGACACCCGCCUAGCAGCCUUCCUCAGCCCUAAAAACAUCGGCCUCCAGCACAUCAAGAACCUCGAGCUGUACCUCGCGGACGUGCCGGACAAAUGUAACCAGGAAGUUCAGGCAAACUUCGCCGUGCGCAUGAUACUCGAGCUCCUCCCCGAAAACACACUCGAGCGGUUCUCAUGGCAUCCCUGGUCGGCCUUCUCCGCGGACAAUCUGAUAUUGCUGUACAAGAAACAAAAACGGAUGAAGUGGCUCGAGGCAAUCGCGCUGGACAAGAACGCCAUAGACGAGAUCCAAAAGAUUCCAAACUUUGACGACGUCUUCCAGAACGUCACCAAGCUCGGGCUGUACCCGGAUAACCGCCAGGUCCUCGAUUACUGCCACUUGCUCCUCAAGAAAUCGCCGAAGCUGGAGAACCUCACCCUGCACGCCAACUUUGAUCAGAAUCCUAACCAAGGGCCAAACCCACUUUCCGAGCGUGAGUUGAGCGAUUCGAGCACUGGCCCAGGGUUGAUUACUUCGACUAUAUUCGCGCAUAUGCAGCCGUUUGACAAGUGUGUGCCCUUGGCCUUGAAGAAGGUUUAUCUCCACAAAAUCAGUCUGAGGUAUGCGGCGGAUACGUUCUGCAAGGUGAUUGAUUUCCGGACCGUCUCGUCGAUUGGGAUACAUAGCUGUCCGGGAGCCGAUGCUCUGUUCGCCGCCUUGUCGAAGAGCGCACAGCUUCCGAAUAAGCUGGAGAAGCUGGAAUUCAAGCAUUUCGAUAAUCACGAGCAAGACGGUCUCAGUGCCCUGGACGGGUUCCUGUGCCUCGUUUCGGGCUUGAAGGAGUUGACUAUCGAUAUCCUAUGCGGAAGAGAGAUGCCCGCGGCCGCUGGUAUUGUGCGGCAUUCCAAAACGCUCAAGACGCUGAAUGUGCAUGUGCAUAUGAGACCCGACGAGGGCGAGACGGAGCUGUUUUUCAACUAUCCUGCGUUCAGCGACAUCUGCAAGAACUGCAAUAAGUUGGAGCAGUUGUCAGUGGCGUUUCCACCUGCCGUCGUCACGGCGUUGAAGCAAGGCAUGUAUGCCGACUUCGAGACCUGCCUUACCGACCUGCCCAACCUCGUCACCCUCAACAUCACCACCUGGCCGGCCCACGACCCCCUCUCCGAGAAGCUGCCACGCAAAAUCUACGAACACAACCUUCAACGCCUUGCCCAAACCACAUUCGUCAAACACUCCAAAGCCGUGGCGGCGUCCUCCUCCGCAUCACAGUCGCGCCGGUAUUCCAAACUCGCAAUCAUUGCUUUCGGCACCUCGAAUAAGAUCUACGAGCGCGAAGAGAGCCCUAAUCAAAUUAUCUUUGUAAAGGGGAAGCAGGUGGAUCCGCUGGGCACGGAGAAGCCCGUGGCGUACCCCCCUCCACCUCCGUCCGACGAACCCUUCGCGCCGUGGAACGAUACUCCGCACCCGCACCAGACGUCCCCAUCUCAGGCGCCACAGUCAGCACCACCCCAACUCCCAUACAGUCCGCAGAGCCUGUACCCCAAGCUCGAGAGCUUGGGCGAUGUCCUCCAGCAGCAGGCGCACCAGGCGACGCAUGCGCUGAGUGACGCGCGCAAUCAUCCGUUGCCGCAUUUGCAGCAGCAGGCUCAGCAGCAGAGGCCGAAUCGAUUGAGGAAGGCGUGCGAUUCGUGCAGUAUACGGAAAUGCGAUGAAUCCGGCCCACCAUGUAGAGCCUGCGCCGCCCUCGAGAUCCCAUGUACCUUCGACCGCCCCAGUCGUCGUCGCGGCCCGCCCAACCGCCACGCCGAAGCCAUCAAGAAGAAGCGCCGUCUCGACGGAACAGACGGUGGCUCUGGACCUUCAACUCCUGCCUCCCCAACCAAUGCCGCCCAUGCCCUCGCCCAACUCUCCUCGCACGCCCCGCAACAGCUGUCCGCCGAGUCAAUAUGCCCCGUCCCGACCAUGAAUGCCCUUAUCGACGAUUUCUUCACCCAUAUACACCCGCUAUGUCCGUUCCCGCACGAGCCGUCAUUCAGAGAAGCAUGGGAGAGACGCGAGGACUACACGAAUCCGCCGUUCCUGGCCCUCCUCUCCGCCAUGAUCGCUUGUCUGGUCGCCUCGUUCCCCAGGAAACCGCGGCUCCAUCUCAAGAUGCAGACGCGCGACCACUACCCCUCGCACCUCGCCCUCGUAGACAAAUGCCGCGAAGUAUGCGCCCAAGCCCGCGGGCCCGGCUACCUCGACAGCCCGUCGCUGAACGUCUACGACGCAUGCACGAGCUACUUCCUCGGCCUGGCGGGCGCGUACACGUUCCAGUGGCGGCAACUGAGGCUGUAUUUUGGCGAGUGUCUUACGGUUCUGCGGGCGCUGGGCUUGCACAAGGCGAGUGAGCAGGGAUACACGUUUCUGGGGGGUGUGCCAGGGGCGUUGGGGUCGAAUGGGCCGGAUUACGAGGGGAGUAAGGAGUUGAAGCUGGAUAAGAUUACGGAGCAGAUUGGGCGGAGGCUGUUUUGGACCGUCUUUGUUGGUGCUCGCACCAUGCAACAACUCGGCGCCUCCUUCGGCGAACUCACCAUCCUCCCUUCGACACCGUCGGAACCCCUCCCUCCUCUCCCCGCCGAAAUCGACGACCCCUUCAUCUACCCAGACCACAUCCUCCCCCAACCCCCGCACGUCGUGCCGCUCCUCGCCGGCUUCAACAUCAACGUCCGCAUCUACUCGUCCUACGCCGCCCUCUCUACGGCGGAAAUGGCAUUCGGCUCUGACGAGCUCUUUGACUGGGACCGCCAGCAGCGCAUCCUGGAGCACAGUCUCAAGAGCGUGAAACAGGUCCUCGUGGAUAUACCCGAGGUGCUGAAGGUGAUGCCGCAGGAUAGCGUCAAUGGGCGGUUUGGACAGAGACGGCAGCCGUACUACCCGCCCAUGCCCGAGUAUGGACAUCAGGAUCCCGGAGCGAGAAGAGCGGCGCAGUACGAGAUUCAGAAGGCGAAUAUUUACGCCAGUCAUUUGAGCAUUCGGUCCUACUUGGUGGAGAAGUACUUUACGCUGCUGGAGAAACAUCGAGAACGGGAGCAGCAGGGCAAGUCGGUGAAGGUGGAAGAGGAGGGCGGUCGGGCGGAUGUAGCGGCUGGACUGGAUCGACUGGUCCCUGGGGGUGCGGCGGAACAGCAGCAGCAGCAGCAGCAGCAAGAAGAUGCGGCGCGAAGGCUGGAAGAGGAGAUGGGCGUGGAAAGGGAGCAGGUGAUUAAGGAUCUAUUGGUGGUGCUGGGGAGCAUUGACAUGGUGAACAUGGAGCCGAAUGCGGACAGUUUUCUAACAAAUCUUAUCGCACAGAUACAGAAGAUCCGCCAAAUCGCAUCCACGCUCCUCUCGCCCCGCCACCCCUCCUCCUCCUCGUCUCCCUCGCGCGCCUCCACCACCAUAUCCCAGCAAAACCAAGAGUACCUGCACAAAUUCCUCGGCAUCCUCGCUCGACUGGAGCGCGUGAAUCCCGGGGGCGCCGUGGCGGGCCAAACCCCCGGUGAAGGCUUUGUGCAGCACCAGCAGCACCAGCAGCAAAACGGGAGUAAUGGGGCGGGUGCGCCGGUGGCGCCCAUGAUGGAUGAGGAGAGCGAGUUGAGAGCUUGGGCGGAUCUGAGGGAGUAUCAGUUACGGUUUCAGGAGCAGGGGGGGAUUUAUGGGUUUGCUCAGUAG